Xenopus laevis (African clawed frog) is the source of this 2431-nucleotide messenger RNA. RefSeq names its product mitogen-activated protein kinase kinase 4 L homeolog (gene map2k4.L). Bases 1 to 1581 code for a protein of 526 amino acids. The record is from RefSeq and is a predicted model, not a curated record. Gene Ontology annotation, biological process: JNK cascade; cell surface receptor signaling pathway; cellular response to stress. The transcript is spliced from 15 exons. Gene Ontology annotation, cellular component: cytosol. NCBI's taxonomy places the organism in Eukaryota, Metazoa, Chordata, Amphibia, Anura, Pipidae. Gene Ontology annotation, molecular function: protein tyrosine kinase activity; JUN kinase kinase activity; protein kinase activity.
AUGAGGCUCAGCCAGAUGCAGGUUAAACCAGCCUUCCAUGAAACCAACAAGGGGAAAUCCCCUAACCAACUAAUCUACAGCUACAGACACAAAGGAAAAAAGGGUCCCCAACCCAUUCAGGUGGUUGCGGAGGAGGCGGGGUGGAGAAGACGUCAUUUGGGGGGCAGGGCUCUGACGGCAGCGCAAGUGAUUGUGGGAAGGGGGCAGGCACAGUGGGGGUUGCUGCAUUGCAGCCUUCAUUUGGUAGCGAAUAUAUUAACAAUGGCGACUUCCAACCCUAGCGGCAGCAGUGGAAGCAGUGCGGGCCUCGGAUUCCAAGGGCAGUCUCAGCAACACAGCACAGUCAACAGCAUGCAGGGCCUUCAGAUAAACCUCUGUGACAAUACACAAAGUAAACGCAAAGCACUGAAGCUGAAUUUUGCCAACCCGGCCUUCAAAUCGACAGCAAAAUUCACACUGAACCCAACUAUUCAGAGUACCCACGUGAUGCACAAACUGGACGCCAUCAGAAAACUUGAGACAUCAUACCAAAAACAGGAUUUGCGGACGUCUGGCGCGAAGGCGUUGAGCACAAAUGAACAGGCAACAAAAAACAGGCUAGAGAGGUUGCGGACACACAGUAUUGAAUCCUCUGGAAAAUUAAAGCUGUCUCCAGAACAACAUUGGGACUUCACAGCAGAAGACUUGAAGGACCUAGGGGAGAUUGGCCGGGGAGCUUAUGGCUCAGUUAAUAAAAUGAGUCAUACUCCCAGUGGGCAGAUUAUGGCUGUUAAGAGGAUUCGCUCCACAGUGGAUGAGAAAGAACAGAAGCAGCUCCUCAUGGAUCUGGAUGUGGUGAUGCGGAGUAGUGACUGCCCGUACAUAGUCCAGUUUUACGGAGCACUAUUCAGAGAGGGUGACUGCUGGAUCUGUAUGGAGCUCAUGGCUACCUCGUUCGACAAGUUUUACAAAUAUGUAUAUAGUUUUUUAGAUGACGUUAUUCCAGAGGAAAUCCUAGGCAAAAUCACUUUAGCGACUGUGAAAGCCUUAAAUCACUUAAAAGAAAACUUGAAAAUCAUUCACAGAGACAUCAAACCUUCCAAUAUUCUCCUGGACACAAAUGGAAACAUUAAACUCUGUGACUUUGGCAUUAGCGGGCAGCUGGUGGAUUCCAUUGCCAAGACCAGAGAUGCCGGUUGCAGACCUUACAUGGCACCCGAAAGGAUAGACCCAAGUGCAUCCAGGCAAGGAUAUGAUGUCCGGUCCGAUGUGUGGAGCCUUGGGAUCACGCUAUAUGAGUUGGCUACGGGCCGGUUUCCAUACCCCAAGUGGAACAGUGUAUUUGAUCAGCUGACACAGGUUGUGAAAGGGGACCCCCCUCAGCUGAGCAACUCGGAAGAGAGAGAGUUCUCCCCGAGCUUUACCAGUUUUGUGAAUCAGUGCCUUACCAAGGACGAGUCAAAAAGACCAAAAUACAAAGAACUUUUGAAACAUCCCUUCAUCUUGAUGUAUGAAGAGCGCACAGUGGACGUGGCAGGGUAUGUUGGCAAAAUCCUGGAGCAGAUGCCAGUUUCCCCCAGCUCCCCGAUGUAUGUCGAUUGACCCAGCCAUUACGCAAACUUCUAGCGACAAGGGCUGUGAGUGAACCAAGACGCAAAGAGAUUCCAACCCGCGACUGUCGGUGAUCGCCCAUUCUCCCUCGCUCCAGCGCCACGUGCAAUAAGAUCGGUGUUCGUUUAAUUUCCCUUCCAUCGUGUCUGUGUGCUACCGUCACAUGUAAAUUGCAUCCUCCCCCCUCCUUUUAAAGAAACGGCUGGUCUCAUGGGACACCCUGUUUGGGUCAGUGGAACAGCCACGUGUCCACAACCUAUUCUUAACUGGGUUGGGGGGAAAUGAAAAAACAAAAACAAAAAAAAACUAGAUGCUGCAUGGAUCAGUAAACAGAUUUUGUCUUUAUGAGAAAGGAAAGUUCUGGCGCCAUCGUACAACCCGUUACCCUGUCCCAGAGGUGGGCAAAGAAUAUGAAUUAUAUAAAUAUAUAUAUAUUUUUAUUAUUUUUAAAAAAAGAAAAUAAAAAGUACUUUUUUUUUUUUUAAUUUGUUUUUUCUUUUUUCUUUUUUUUCUUCUUUUUUUGGGGGGUUUCUUCACAAAGUGCAAUAGAUUAAACGGAUUCUCCGCCAGGCGGUCGUGUGACGGAUCUUGUUCUGGACGCUUUUUAUUUUGUUGGCCCCUCUGGCAGAGAAAGGGGUUAAUGGUUGUAAAGGAAAAAAGGUCUGUUCUGCUAUUCUAGUUAUUUUAUGUUCUUGAGAGUGGUUGGAUUUUUUUUUUUAAUUUGUAAGGAAUCAUGUUAAAUAUAGUGAAAUAUCUCUUUACCAAAAAAAAAUGAAAAAAAGAAAAAACGAUGUUGCAUUGAUGAAAUCUAACAUUAAAAUAUUAAGAGAUGGAAUAUUAA